AUGGACACCACCACCCACCGCGACAUGACCGCCCUGUUCGCCCAGCUGGGCCUGCCGGACGAGCCGCAGGAGAUCAAGGCCUUCAUCCGCCGCCAUCGGCCGCUGCCGCAGACGCUGAACCUGUCCGAGGCGCCGUUCUGGAACGCGAGCCAGGUCGCCUUCAUGCGCGAGCAAUGGCACCAGGACGACGGCGACUGGUGCGUCGCCAUCGACGAACUGAACGCCGCGCUGCGCGAGCAUCCCGACCCGCAGGAGCUGCCGCAGGCCGGCGACGCCGGAUGA
Ostertagia ostertagi is the source of this 282-nucleotide messenger RNA. The record is from the annotation of a GenBank genome assembly. Lineage: Eukaryota; Metazoa; Nematoda; Chromadorea; Rhabditida; Trichostrongylidae.